Eimeria tenella is the source of this 4437-nucleotide messenger RNA. RefSeq lists its product as uncharacterized. The coding region runs from base 1 to 4437 and encodes 1478 amino acids. The record is from RefSeq and is a predicted model, not a curated record. NCBI's taxonomy places the organism in Eukaryota, Apicomplexa, Conoidasida, Eucoccidiorida, Eimeriidae. The transcript has a single exon.
AUGAUUCUUCAGCCGAUGCCUUUGCGUGACCCUCCAGGGGCUCGCCGGCGCAGCAGUUCAGCCUUUAUAUGGCUGAAACAUCAGCGCAGGUCCUCUAAAACAUUAGGCAAUUCAUCUGCCACCCAUAGAGUGCUUCCUUCCUUUCCAUCUCUUGGCAGUAAACGGGGCGUUCCACUGCCUGUCAACAGGGCCCUAAUCAGUUCAGAGAAAAGGCACAUACAGGAAUUCGCAACGGGACUAAAAAGUUCCAGUGGAGAGAAGCGCAAAAGAAAAUGGCUGCCGAUACCAGUAUAUAAAGAUCCUCCCCACGGAAGCGCUUCAACGGAAACUUUUGGAUCUCCAAACUCCUGCAGCCCCUGUGGGGAACCGUCACGUUGCGGAUCAAGUGAAGCCGCUCAGCAACAGGAAGCUGUACUGGCAUCUGAACGAGCCCUCCUUUCCUACCCUAUCCUGUUCGAUCAAUCAGGUGGUCUGCAUUCAAAUGCCCUCCAUCGUGCAGACCCAUCUCCGCCAACUGGUGGAGCCAAUGAGAGAUGUCACUUCGAAAAGAAUUUGGUGCUACCGGCAGACAAAGAGACUCCAAGCAUGCCCCCACAAACUGCAGACAAAAGAGCGAGUGCACUUCCUGGGUCAAUGGUUGCUGGGAGGGUUCACAAUCGCGGUGAACCAAACACAGUGCUUACGGUAUGCGAAGGAAUGUCCAAAGCUUUCCUUAGUCAAACGGAGCCGCCUAUAGCGGUGCGUGAGGAAGCUACGACAAAGGUGCCGCAGCCAGUGCCUGUCAUGUCGGGCGAAACGCAGCAGCAGCACUACAAAUACAAACAGAGCGAAGCGCAGAGGCCAGCAGGGACAUCAACCGACGGAUGGACGAACACCAUCUGCAACAGUUCUCCUGUACUUCUCCACAGCCUCAACAUCUCUGUAUCUCCUACACAACUACCCAAACAAAACCGCCUCCGGCAUAAACAUGAGACAAUUAAGACGUUCCCUUCAAUCGAAACCCGGCAACGGCAAGAUACCUGCGUCGCAACCAGCAAGCCACAGUUUACUACAAACAGAGUCCACGCACUGCAGCAUCCAACACUAGACAUAUCAUCAAGCAACAGCUUCUUCAACAUGCAACAAAAGGACGGUCACAGACACAACGAAGCAGCAAACAAUGAAAAUAAAAAUCCACACGCACACGAGUACGAAGAGCGCAGAGCAGGGCCUCGACGCUCAUCAGCAGGAAACCACAGCCUCCCCAUGUUCAUAGCCCGUGCACACCAUCACCCAGCACGUCGGGACACAGACACGUCCUAUGAAGAAACAGGCUCACUCCGAAAUGAGGACCUUGAGCCUGCCUCUGCUUCACGCCGACAGGUUCGGCAGUCGUUCAUAUCGGAUCCUCGACAACGCGUGCUCCUCACACGAACCAACUCGGCCGAAAAAGAGAAACACAGUCAACACGCACACGAGUACGAAGAGCGCAGAGCAGGGCCUCGACGCUCAUCAGCAGGAAACCACAGCCUCCCCAUGUUCAUAGCCCGUGCACACCAUCACCCAGCACGUCGGGACACAGACACGUCCUAUGAAGAAACAGGCUCACUCCGAAAUGAGGACCUUGAGCCUGCCUCUGCUUCACGCCGACAGGUUCGGCAGUCGUUCAUAUCGGAUCCUCGACAACGCGUGCUCCUCACACGAACCAACUCGGCCGAAAAAGAGAAACACAGUCAACACGCACACGAGUACGAAGAGCGCAGAGCAGGGCCUCGACGCUCAUCAGCAGGAAACCACAGCCUCCCCAUGUUCAUAGCCCGCGCACACCAUCACCCAGCACGUCGGGACACAGACACGUCCUAUGAAGAAACAGGCUCACUCCGAAAUGAGGACCUUGAGCCUGCCUCUGCUUCACGCCGACAGGUUCGGCAGUCGUUCAUAUCGGAUCCUCGACAACGCGUGCUCCUCACACGAACCAACUCGGCCGAAAAAGAGAAACACAGUCAACACGCACACGAGUACGAAGAGCGCAGAGCAGGGCCUCGACGCUCAUCAGCAGGAAACCACAGCCUCCCCAUGUUCAUAGCCCGCGCACAUCAACAGCCAUCCCAUCAGGUGGCUUAUGCGUCGGCAGAUGAAAGGCCCUCUCGUUCCGACGACAUGUACGAGCCUGCCUCUGCUUCACGCCGACAGGUUCGGCAGUCGUUCAUAUCGGAUCCUCGACAACGCGUGCUCCUCACACGAACCAACUCGGCCGAAAAAGAGAAACACAGUCAACACGCACACGAGUACGAAGAGCGCAGAGCAGGGCCUCGACGCUCAUCAGCAGGAAACCACAGCCUCCCCAUGUUCAUAGCCCGAGCACAUCAACAGCCAUCCCAUCAGGUGGCUUAUGCGUCGGCAGAUGAAAGGCCGUCUCGUUCCGACGACAUGUACGAGCCUGCCUCUGCUUCACGCCGACAGGUUCGGCAGUCGUUCAUAUCGGAUCCUCGACAACGCGUGCUCCUCACACGAACCAACUCGGCCGAAAAAGAGAAACACAGUCAACACGCACACGAGUACGAAGAGCGCAGAGCAGGGCCUCGACGCUCAUCAGCAGGAAACCACAGCCUCCCCAUGUUCAUAGCCCGCGCACACCAUCACCCAGCACGUCGGGACACAGACACGUCCUAUGAAGAAACAGGCUCACUCCGAAAUGAGGACCUUGAGCCUGCCUCUGCUUCACGCCGACAGGUUCGGCAGUCGUUCAUAUCGGAUCCUCGACAACGCGUGCUCCUCACACGAACCAACUCGGCCGAAAAAGAGAAACACAGUCAACACGCACACGAGUACGAAGAGCGCAGAGCAGGGCCUCGACGCUCAUCAGCAGGAAACCACAGCCUCCCCAUGUUCAUAGCCCGUGCACACCAUCACCCAGCACGUCGGGACACAGACACGUCCUAUGAAGAAACAGGCUCACUCCGAAAUGAGGACCUUGAGCCUGCCUCUGCUUCACGCCGACAGGUUCGGCAGUCGUUCAUAUCGGAUCCUCGACAACGCGUGCUCCUCACACGAACCAACUCGGCCGAAAAAGAGAAACACAGUCAACACGCACACGAGUACGAAGAGCGCAGAGCAGGGCCUCGACGCUCAUCAGCAGGAAACCACAGCCUCCCCAUGUUCAUAGCCCGCGCACAUCAACAGCCAUCCCAUCAGGUGGCUUAUGCGUCGGCAGAUGAAAGGCCGUCUCGUUCCGACGACAUGUACGAGCCUGCCUCUGCUUCACGCCGACAGGUUCGGCAGUCGUUCAUAUCGGAUCCUCGACAACGCGUGCUCCUCACACGAACCAACUCGGCCGAAAAAGAGAAACACAGUCAACACGCACACGAGUACGAAGAGCGCAGAGCAGGGCCUCGACGCUCAUCAGCAGGAAACCACAGCCUCCCCAUGUUCAUAGCCCGCGCACACCAUCACCCAGCACGUCGGGACACAGACACGUCCUAUGAAGAAACAGGCUCACUCCGAAAUGAGGACCUUGAGCCUGCCUCUGCUUCACGCCGACAGGUUCGGCAGUCGUUCAUAUCGGAUCCUCGACAACGCGUGCUCCUCACACGAACCAACUCGGCCGAAAAAGAGAAACACAGUCAACACGCACACGAGUACGAAGAGCGCAGAGCAGGGCCUCGACGCUCAUCAGCAGGAAACCACAGCCUCCCCAUGUUCAUAGCCCGCGCACACCAUCACCCAGCACGUCGGGACACAGACACGUCCUAUGAAGAAACAGGCUCACUCCGAAAUGAGGACCUUGAGCCUGCCUCUGCUUCACGCCGACAGGUUCGGCAGUCGUUCAUAUCGGAUCCUCGACAACGCGUGCUCCUCACACGAACCAACUCGGCCGAAAAAGAGAAACACAGUCAACACGCACACGAGUACGAAGAGCGCAGAGCAGGGCCUCGACGCUCAUCAGCAGGAAACCACAGCCUCCCCAUGUUCAUAGCCCGUGCACACCAUCACCCAGCACGUCGGGACACAGACACGUCCUAUGAAGAAACAGGCUCACUCCGAAAUGAGGACCUUGAGCCUGCCUCUGCUUCACGCCGACAGGUUCGGCAGUCGUUCAUAUCGGAUCCUCGACAACGCGUGCUCCUCACACGAACCAACUCGGCCGAAAAAGAGAAACACAGUCAACACGCACACGAGUACGAAGAGCGCAGAGCAGGGCCUCGACGCUCAUCAGCAGGAAACCACAGCCUCCCCAUGUUCAUAGCUCGUGCACAUCAACAGGCGUCCCAUCAGGACGCUAGUGCGACUUCUGCGAAAGGUAUAUUGCUUGGAAGGAUGAGUGGUACAGUGGAUUGUACUCCAGGAAAACGUGUGAGUGUUCUUCGACUGUUCCUUCUUAAAGGGGAUUUUCGUAUCAUAGCAAUCUGCGCGGAUUCGUUUGUGGCCGUCAAGCUUGUCGCUGUCGUUUACAGUUAG